Molecule: messenger RNA, 3017 nt
Organism: Nilaparvata lugens (brown planthopper)
Lineage: Eukaryota; Metazoa; Arthropoda; Insecta; Hemiptera; Delphacidae
Exons: 1
Coding region: 582-1091 (169 amino acids)
Source: RefSeq, a predicted model, not a curated record
CAUCACGUGCUAGGGGUGGGUUGUGCGCAUGCGCCGAAAGCAACAGAGACUUUAUAAGGGGGUGAAUUGUCACGCUGAGUUCAGUCUACCCGCAAGUGACCGAGAGUGUUGUUUGUACCACGUUGUCAACUGAAUUUCACGAGAGUAGUUGAGUUUUACACUACGUUGUCCGAGAUUCGAAAAACUAAUAUUUCACUAAAGUUGAGAAGUGGUUGAGUUUUACACUACGUUUUCCGAGAUUCGCAAACCAGUAUUUCAUUCACCAAAGCAGUAGUUCAGUUUUACGUUCUACACUACCUAAUUUCCACAAGAGUUGAGAACUAUAGUGGUGUUUCACAUCGAGUUAUCUGAGCUUCAAAAAAGUUGAGAUCAAGUUGUUGUGGUUCACACUAAACGCUGCCAGUUUUGAGGAACUUUGAGAAGGAUUUGUUGUGUGUGCACUACUUCUAAAUUUUAGACCUGUAAUAUUUUUUUUAAUUUCUGCAAGGAAACAACUACACAUCAUCUGUGUUUCACAAGAGUUUGGGACGAGAAUAGAAGUUAAUAAUUCUGAGUGUGGCUUCAAAAUCUGAGACCCAAAGAUGAACAACAACAUCAACAACAGCAGCUACUCCCCACCCAUGCUGCUAGUCUCUGUGACGUCACCAAGUCGAGGAUCCUCUCCGACCCGAGGAGAUCUCCGUGGCAUCCAUCUGUUCCGCGCCAUCUCGAGGAAGAUCUCGCGAGGCCACCGCUCCCGUCACUGCGACAACCACUCGGCCUACGAGAGCUACUCGUCCACCGACUCGGAGCAUUCUUCCGGAUCUGAGACGUCCGGAUCCGGAUCGGGACACAACAGUCCGGACAGCAUGCGGUCCGAGUCGUCAGCGUCUGCGAUCCGGAGAGUGUUCCAGUCGUUGAGCAUCGGAAACGCCAACGAACGCCGGAACAGCGACGGAAACUGUCAUAAGAAAUCGUCCUCUAAUUCUACGCCGAAGCGGAUACUUAGGCAACCGGUGACUUAUGAUUAUAAGAGGGGUAUCUCCGGGCUACCUACCAUCAGAGUGCCCAGGAAUAGCAACUGUUGUACGCAUCUUUCACCUGCACGUUAAGAAUACCAAUAAGAAACUGAUCUGAACUGUGUGAUGAAUAUAGUUAAAACUAAAGUGAUAUCGAGAUAAUUUGAGCUGUACUAUGAUUGACAGUCAAAACUUCAAUGUGAACUGAAUAAUUUGCGAGAAUGUGAACACUGUGUGAUGAAUAGCUGAAACUAGAGUAAUAUUGAGAGAAUUUGAACUGUAUAAUGAAUAAUCGAAACUUGUAUGUACCGUACUCCAAUCGAACGAUCUGAAUAAAAGACAAUCUGCUCAUCAAAAACUGUGUCAACUUGGUCCCACAUCGGAAGAAAUUUACAUUCUACAAACGAAAAUUGUGAUGAACGUCUCAAAUUGGAGGAACUUGGUUGAUGGAAAUGUUAUACAGACUUUCAAUAUCAUGAUCAAGGAAUUUACGUAUUUAAAAUGUGUACCGAAGAAAUGUGAAAAGUUUAGUUCAAUUUCAUUACUCGCCAAAUUUACUGAGUUAUACAAUAAGAAUAUUGAACAGAUAGGAGCUAUUUAACAGGGACUAUCAUAACCUCCUUAAAGCUUUUUGGCAUGAAUGUAAUUCAGGUAAAAACAUGAUGAUAUAUGAUAUAGUAUUAUAAUAUUUUGACUCUUCAAUCUCACUAACCAAACACAUAGAGAUCAUACUGUAGUAUACUAUCAGUCAUAAUAUAGUUCUAUUGAGAUAGUAGGAAAUUUAGAGCAUGGAAGCUUUCAAUACUCCUAGUAACUUCUCGUGAGCCUAGAGUUUUUCUAAACUAUUCUCAAAAUUUUAAAUAAUAUUGAAUUUUAUUCAGCUCAUAAAAAACUUACUACAAAACAUAAAUAAAUUAACUGACAUAGAUUCAAUUACAUUCAUAUAUAUUGUAGAAAGAUAUUAGAAAAUAUAGUUUGUAUAUAAUUAUAAAAAAUGACUUGAAUUGAAUAGAUUCUUAUAUAAAUCUUAAUUAAAUUAAUUAAGGGAUAGCCGCAAUGAUUCACGAGUAGCCUAUAAAUUCUAUAAUUGGAAAGAUUAUAAGAUUCUGUAAUCUUAUUAGAGAAGCAUUAAUAUAUCUUGCUUGAUUUCCAUUGCCUUAUAGCUGUAGUUCUAUUAAAAUUCGACUCUUCCUAAUGAAUAAUUUGAUGUAAAUAGUGGGAACUAUUCAAAUAAAUAUUUUUCCCAAAUUCGUUAAUCAUAAUAUUACAGUUUGUCAAUUCAUCAAUUCUACAAUUUCCAGUAUUCAUAAAUCUGUGAUUUCAUUAACAAUUAUGACUUGACAAGAUACUCGUUGAACUAGAGUGCAUAAUUUAAAUUUUUCUCCAUAACUAGUUUGAGGGAAAAUAAUAUUUAUUUGAUCACAUAACUGGAAAAUCAUUGAUUUAUAAUAAAUAUGAUAGAUCCAAUUAGACUUCAAACUCUUCUAUUUAAAGGAUAUUUAACCGAUGUAUUUAAUCAGAUAAUUAGGAAAAGGUUGAUUAAUCAUUUUUGAUUUGUGACUUGAUUGAAUUUCUUGUGGUAGGAAAAGCCCAGUAAAAGGGGAGGAAAGUAAUAUUCUAAAUUAGUAAUAUAGAAUUCAAAAAUACCAAGGUGCCUCAAUAGUUAUGUAAUUUACUGUAUGACUAAUAAUCAAUAGCUAAUUGUAGUUUGUAAGAGUUGACUGUUUACUAAAUUAGAUAUCAAGUAUGGCUGUAUAUAUGAACUUAAUUACUUAAUUUUGAUACAAUUUAUAACGCCAAAACAUAUAACUUAAUAUAUAUGCUCGUACAUAGCUUACUCUGAUACUGUAUUAGUUAUGUACAAAAUAUUGUGAAAUAUAGAGACUGUAGGUGUUCAAUUUGUAGAAACAUGUUAUGUAUAGUUUACAAUCAAUUUCAUUCAUAGAGUUUUUAUAUGAAUUGUUAUUUGAUUAUAUUUUAAAAACUCACGAGAAUAAAUUAAUAAUAUUGUUUGUGAAA